Pelagomonas calceolata is the source of this 1233-nucleotide messenger RNA. Lineage: Eukaryota; Pelagophyceae; Pelagomonadales; Pelagomonadaceae. The record is from the annotation of a GenBank genome assembly.
AUGGUCCAGGCCGCGACCCUCGCCCCCGCGGCGGCGCCCAGCCCGUCCCGCCAGAAGGGGCAGCCCGCCAAGCGGGGCGCGCUCCAGCGCGCUGCGCCGCCGGCCCUCGAGGCCCCUGAAGAGGCCGCGGAGGCCCCGGCCGCGGCGCCCGCGGUCGAGGCCCCGGCCGGCGCCGCGGCCGCGGACGGCCUCCCGCCGGACGACGCGUCGGACGGCGAGUCCGCCGAGUCCGACGCGCUCGGCGAGACGCUCUCGCUCCCGCGGGCCCCGACGCCCGUCGUCGACGCGGGCGACCCGGAGGACGAGGACGGGGGCGACUACUUCUACGGGGACGACGACGACGACGACGCGAGCGACGCCGACGCGCCCGGGAGCGACGCGGUGCUCGCGCGCGAGCUCGCCGAGCAGUUCGCCCUGGAGGACCUCCAGGAGCAGCGCCGCGAGCUGCUCGGGGGAUUGGCCAUGACGCUCGUCGCUCGAGCGAACUCGGCGUCGCGCGCGGUGCACUCGCCGCGGCAGUUGGUACGGCACCGCGAGCUCCUCGCGCAAGUGAGCGAGUCGAUGGACCUGCUCCACAGCCUCAUGCCGGCCCUGGAGGCGACGGGCCUCGUGCCGGCGGCCUCGAUGAACGUGCGGCCCGAGACGCACAAGGGCCUGCUGCCCCAGCAGGUCGCGGAGCUGCCGCGCUGCCGCGGCGCCGACCGGCCGACGGUCUCCAAGUGCGCGAAGCACGACGACGACGAGGCCUGCGCCAUCUGCCUCUGCGAGAUCGCCGAGGACGAGGAGGUCAUCGCCCUCCCCUGCCGCCACUCGUACCACGCGCGCUGCGUCGGCGACUGGCUCCAGCGGUCGCCGACGUGCCCGAGCUGCUCGCUCGACGUCGCCAAGGCGCUGGACAUUGAGCUCGCGCCGACGGCCGCCGAGCAGCGCGAGCGGGCGAACCGCCACCGGAUCCUCUACUUCCCGACGCAAGAGGAACUCGAGGACGAGCAGGAGGAGUUUAGGAGAGAGCUGGACGACUCCGAGGACGACGAGGAGGCGCUCAUGAGAGAAGAAGAGGAGCUCCUGCGCGCCGAGGAGGAGGAGCUCGCGCUGCGCGCGGAGGCGCAGGACGACGUCGACGCGAUGCUCCACCGGGCCGAGGACCAGAUGCUCCAGGCCGAGCGCGAGCUCGAGGCCGAGGAGCUCGCCGCGGCGCAGCUCGACUGACGCUCCUUUGAGUCCUGCGUGUAA